Molecule: messenger RNA, 216 nt
Organism: Spodoptera littoralis (African cotton leafworm)
Lineage: Eukaryota; Metazoa; Arthropoda; Insecta; Lepidoptera; Noctuidae
Source: the annotation of a GenBank genome assembly
AUGUCCCGUAAGAGGUCCCGACUCAGCAGUGAAGAAGAAAUGAGUUCCAAAUUAUCAGAUGGUGGAUGUGGCGAGGGUCAAAAUGGGAGUGACACCAGCAUAACCAGCGCGACCAGCCAAGCACCGAUAGAUGCGUUGCAGGUUAGUACCAAACGUCAUGUCAACUUCCGUGCUUCUAUUCCAGCAGGCUGCUGGCACUUGUCAACUAAAUUCUAA